AUGUGUCCCAUCAAGAACGUUGCAGCCAUUGGCGCCUCGGGCACACUUGGUGCCGUCGCUCUCAAGAAGCUUCUUGAAGGGGACAGAUUCCAUAUCACUGUCAUCAGACGUACUGAUUCUACCUCCACCUUCCCCGACAAUGUCAAGGUUAUCGACGUCGACUACUCGUCCCCAGAAUCACUCAAGUCAGCCUUUAAAGGCCAAGAUGCGAUAAUCUCACUUGUCCCUACCUUUGCGGUAGAUACUCAGAAGGCUUUCAUUGAUGCCGCCAUCGAGGCAGGGGUCUCUCGCUUUAUUCCCUCCGAAUUCAGCGCCAACCUCGCCAACCCCAAGGCCCGCACCCUCCCAGUCUUUCUUCCUAAAGUCAAGCUCCAGGAAUACUUGGUGGAAAAGGCUGAAGCGUCAGAUCUGACAUAUACCUUCAUUUAUGGUGGCGCCUGGUUAGAUGCAGGCUCGCACCGAAGCUUCCUUAUCAGCAGCACCGGCGACACAACCAAUAUCUACGAUGGUGGUGAUAUCCCGUUUAGCGUAUCAACGCUUGAUACCGUCGCCGAUGCUAUUAUUUCCACUCUGGAACAUGUGGAGGAGACUAAGAAUUGUUGUGUUCAUGUCCACAGUAUCGUGACGACUCAGAACCGUCUGCUUGCGCUGGCCAAGGAAGUGGCCCCGGAGAAGUCCUGGGAUACGGUUCACUACAAACUCGAUGACCUGACUGCUAAGUCUGACGAGAGGCUGGCGAAUGGCAUCACCGACUUUGAUACCUUCCUGUCGUAUAUUUUGCGCGCUAUCUUUGAUCCUGCCUUUGGCGCUUGUUAUGCGAAGACUGAUAAUGAGCUCUUGGGGGUCCAGAAGGCUUCGGAGGAGGACAUCAGGGAGGCUAUACGGGCCUUACUGAAGAAAUGA
Fusarium coffeatum is the source of this 903-nucleotide messenger RNA. RefSeq lists its product as uncharacterized. The record is from RefSeq and is a predicted model, not a curated record. Lineage: Eukaryota; Fungi; Ascomycota; Sordariomycetes; Hypocreales; Nectriaceae. The coding region runs from base 1 to 903 and encodes 300 amino acids. Gene Ontology annotation, molecular function: oxidoreductase activity. The transcript has a single exon.